AUGAAUGGAGCAGUUGAAGCAGCAAACAAGAACAUCAAGAAGAUUUUGAGGAAAAUAGUGGAUGGUCACAGACAAUGGCAUGAGAAGUUACCAUAUGCUCUGCUCGUUAUACCUGCUGAAGUGGAAAUACCAUCUUUAAGGAUUAUUCAAGAGGUCGGUUUAGAUGAUGCAGAAUGGAUUCGCAGCAGGAUUGAACAGUUGAUGCUCAUUGAUGAGAAAAGAAUGGAUGCAGUUUGUCAUGGUCAACUUUACCAAAACAGAAUGGCCAAAGCAUUUAACAAGAAGGUCAAGCCUCGACAGUUCACACCAGGACAAUUAGUAAUGAAGAAGAUAUUUCCUCACCAAGGAGAAGCUAAAGGAAAAUUUGCACCAAACUGGCAAGGUCCUUACAUGGUUCAUAGAGUAUUAUCUGGAGGAGCAGUAAUCUUGGCAGAAAUGGACGGUACAGUGAGCACGAAGACAAUCAACUCAGACUCCAUCAAGAAGUACUACAUCUGA
This is a messenger RNA of Solanum dulcamara, 498 nucleotides long. RefSeq lists its product as uncharacterized. The transcript is spliced from 2 exons. The record is from RefSeq and is a predicted model, not a curated record. The coding region runs from base 1 to 498 and encodes 165 amino acids. Gene Ontology annotation, molecular function: nucleic acid binding. NCBI's taxonomy places the organism in Eukaryota, Viridiplantae, Streptophyta, Magnoliopsida, Solanales, Solanaceae.